Messenger RNA from Tympanuchus pallidicinctus (lesser prairie-chicken), 2039 nucleotides. It is a transcript of the gene CCDC83, whose product is annotated as coiled-coil domain containing 83. The transcript is spliced from 9 exons. NCBI's taxonomy places the organism in Eukaryota, Metazoa, Chordata, Aves, Galliformes, Phasianidae. The coding region runs from base 268 to 1158 and encodes 296 amino acids. The record is from RefSeq and is a predicted model, not a curated record.
GAGCAGCAAAACUACGUAUGGGGUUUGUGCUGUGUCUGUUAACAUAUUUCUUCUCUCCUUCUCACAGCUAGUUCAGUGAUUUGUUUUUGAAGGAGAUUCAGGGGAAACCCAUGGGAUUAUGGAUGCAAGGGCUGUCCUAGCUCAGCCCAGUCACCAGUCUGCAGUAAAGAGCAAAUUGAAAAUACCUGAAUGACGUGAAAGGACCCUCAGACUGAUUCCUCAGUAACCUAAGACGAUCUAAUAUCCAGCAGAAAUACAUCAAAAAGCAUGGAAGAGAAGGUGAAACAAGAAGAGCAAAGUGCAGAAGAAUCAGCUUUCCUGGAAGCCCUACUAGAAUUUCAAAUUGAAAGAAAAGAAGCAGCAAUUGAUAAGGUUUUGUUUGAUUUGAAACAAGUGGAAAAAAAGAACAAAGAAUACAAUGAAAGAAAUGACAACCUGAAGGAGAAACAGCAGGCACACAUCAGGCGUAUACUAAGAAGAAUAGAGGAAAAGGAGCGAGAAAAAGAUGCAAAAGAGGUUGUAACUAGGGAUGAUGUGGAAGAAUUACUGAAAGACAAAUGGCAAUAUGCCAAGGACAAAGAGCAAAUUCUAAAAGACCUGCGCUUCCAAACAGAAGAAACUGACCAACGACUUUCAGUAAGGCAGAGUGAGAGGGAUUAUUGGUUGGACUACAAAAAUGUAGGAAGUAGGACGGAUGCCAACAAGAUUAAGAAUCUGAAAAAAGACAUCAAGGAAGUCAAAGAUGACUUUCAGAGGUCUUCAGAAUAUUACAGAAAUGCUCUGAAAGCAGUGAAAGAAGAGAAUGCUACUCUGGUUGAGAUGUACAUGAAGAAAAAUAAGGAACAGGCCCCAGAGAACGCUGUAAGAUACUUAGACAAAAGCAGCUGCAGAGAAAUUGAAGAGAAUGAGUGGCUAAAGGAAGAGGUUAAACUGUACCGAAAGGAAGUGAGAGAUCUGAAAGCCUCUGUUCAGCUCCUGGAAGAAGAAAAUAUCAGUUUAGUGAGAAAACUGAUGGAUAACAAAAUUCAGAACCUGAGAGUACCCAGGCAUUUGUUUCUUACUCAGGCAGCUGGCUUGCAAGAUGAAUCUCUCCAGGAUGAAAGUAAAGCAGUAGAGCAUAGAGAGUAUUCAGGUAACACACAUGCCAGCAGCUUAUAAGAACUGAUAAGUCACUGGACAUUUAAAAGCUUAUUUCUUAUGGUUUCUCCAAACUGCCUGUAAUUUCCCACUCAAAUGAAUCCACCACAGUAAUGAUAAAAUGUAGCUUGGAUUAGGAAGAGACAACACAAUCGGUAACAUAGUUCUAAAACUGAAAUCAGUGUUUAGACUGUUGAAUGUCAUUACUCAUAGAGCUAGCCAGGAGCUUGGCUAAUGGAAUCAGCCAUCUUUUACAAAGAUGUGAUUCAUAUCUUAAUCAGCUCUUUACUGAUCCAUAUCAUCGUAACUUCACUAUCGUAUCUCGUCCUGGGGAGGACACGCUGCUUUCACGUGAUGCCCACAUGCACCUUGCACUUAUUCAGCUCAUAGAGCUAUUGGAAACUGUUCCCUAGCAAGAGCAGGUGAAGCUGCACAGAGCCCAGCCUGACCUUCAAAUCUUGGUAAGAUGUAUCGGGCUCGGAGCUGGCUGGUAGGUGUGGAUUAGAUGCCUGUUUGCUGUGACAGGCUCAGCGCUGCUACCUGUGCUGUAUGCUCACAGUACUUGGUGGAGGAGCUGGGAUCAUGUCACUGUCACAGACCUACAUGUCAUUUGUCAUUCUGUGUCAAGAACUGUCAUCCUGAGAGUUGGUCAGCUGCAAAUCUGAGCUAUGAAGGGAAAUUGUAAGAAUAGCUGUGUAUCAGGAACAUACGGAGAUGCAUACAGAGAAGUAACUAUUUCUGCUGUAUUUCCUAUUUUGUAAGUAUUUGUGGCUAUAGCUGUUUAUUACAUUACACUGUCAAGCCACAUUAAAGAUUAUAAGCAGUGCUGCUACUGACAACUAAUUGUGAUCUUCAUAAAGUUUUAACAACUACACACAUCAUUUUUGUCUUCAAAAAAGCAA